CACUGUCAGUCCCAGCCAAGAAAUUCGGCUGGAAGAUUCGGCUGAGGGAGACUUUCACAGCCAGCGCCACAAGCACGUGCGCUUGCGAGACCGGUCCAAAGUAGGCAGGUGGUGUAUUUGGACCUCUCGCCGCAGCCCAGCAGAGCCCAGCCGGCCACAGCUGCUCACAUUCAGCCACAACCUCCGCUUUAUAUCCAAUCGCUGCGUCAUAUUGCAUCAUUCAGUCCCCGCCGUCGAUCCAUAUAAAGCGCCGCCGUUGCGACCAUGUUCGACCUCUUGAUCAUACCGACCAACCCCUCUAUAUUCACCGUCCUUGAUUAAAUUUACACCAUGUCCUCUUCUUAUGGAACCACGCAGGGUCAGAACACCUCUCAGACGUACAAUGACCCCAACAAGGUCGGCUCUACUACCACCACUACUGGAGGCCUGCAGGGCCAGAGGUCCGACGUCCCGUUAGGCAGCGGUCAGCACGAGCAUGGCCUCCGAGGCGAGCACGAGCAUGGCCUCCGAGGCGAGCACGACCAAGGUUUCCGAGGUCAGCACGACCAAGGUUUCCAGGGUCAGCACGACCAGAGCGGCAGACAGUACACCGGUGGCCAAGGUGAUAGAAAGACCACUACCACCACCACCACCGAUACCACCACGUACACCACUGGCGGUGGCUUCGACGAGACCAGCGGUCAAGGCCGUCAGGGCGAGCAGGGUGGCAACUUCGACGCAAAUCGUGGCCAGGGCUACGAGGCCAACCGCGGCCAGGGCUACGAGGCUAACCGUGGCCAGGGCUACGAGACCAACCGUGGUCAGGGCUAUGACGCCAACCGUGACCAGGGAUACGACGCCAAUCGUGACCAGAGCCACGAUACCACCACUCAGCACACCACCAAGCCGACCCUCGGACAGCGCCUGAUGGGCCACUCCGACAAGACUACGACUACUGGUGGCGAGACGAGAGGCGAACACGGGAUAGAGAACCGUGGACAGCGUCCGACCGACUUCUAA
Laetiporus sulphureus 93-53 is the source of this 999-nucleotide messenger RNA. RefSeq lists its product as uncharacterized. The record is from RefSeq and is a predicted model, not a curated record. The transcript has 4 exons. Bases 331 to 999 code for a protein of 222 amino acids. NCBI's taxonomy places the organism in Eukaryota, Fungi, Basidiomycota, Agaricomycetes, Polyporales, Laetiporaceae.